AUGGGGCUUUCUCUGGGCCUUAGCCCCCUGCUGUGUCAAGGAACUAGUCCUUCAUUCAUUCACACGGGUUUCCUGGGCACCUGCUCUGCACAGGCGCUGUGCUGGGGGCUGGAGCUACAGCACGGAGCCGUAGACAACACGCCCCCCUUGACGAUGGUGACGUUCCAGCGGAAGAAGACAGACAAACGUUAUAAACAAGUCAGUGCCGGGGAGAUGGCGGGCCGAGCUCGCGGAGGGCGCACAUCCGCCUCGGCGGGGAGGCUCGUGGCCUUCCUGUGGAACCCCCGAGGGGAACUUGGCCGUGGCCGGUUUCCACCUUACGGGCCAGAGCUUGAGCCUGCCCCGGGCGAUGCGGGCCGCCACCAUGGGAUCCUCUUUCAAACAAGGGGAGACAAGACCUCACUGCGCUGCAGUGAGCAGCCUGUGAUCUGUGGGUGGCAGGGUGCCCAGCACAUCGUGAGCCUCGGGGAGCAUCAGCCCCACUUCCUCUGCUCCCUGCAGGCCUGA
Messenger RNA from Rangifer tarandus platyrhynchus (Svalbard reindeer), 507 nucleotides. Lineage: Eukaryota; Metazoa; Chordata; Mammalia; Artiodactyla; Cervidae. The record is from the annotation of a GenBank genome assembly.